Molecule: messenger RNA, 2618 nt
Organism: Hypomesus transpacificus
Lineage: Eukaryota; Metazoa; Chordata; Actinopteri; Osmeriformes; Osmeridae
Gene: ilkap
Product: integrin-linked kinase-associated serine/threonine phosphatase
Exons: 10
Coding region: 1326-2372 (348 amino acids)
Biological process (GO): protein dephosphorylation
Molecular function (GO): cation binding; protein serine/threonine phosphatase activity
Source: RefSeq, a predicted model, not a curated record
GAUGUACUUAAUUCAUGGAAGCAAGCGAUUCCAUAAAAAAACAAUGUAUUAUAUUGUUUUAACAAAAUAAUGUAAGUCAAAAGGAAGGUUGCGUUGGCCGGGAAUCGAACCCGGGUCAACUGCUUGGAAGGCAGCUAUGCUCACCACUAUACCACCAACGCAUGCCGAAGGGGCUCAUGGGUAGAAUUUGGUUGGAGAAUUUCAACUUUCGUGGUUGACCGGGGUUCGAUUCCCGGCCAAUGCAAAAAAAAUGUUUUUACAAAAGAUAUAAUACAUUUAAAUAUACUCUGCUAAACAUGUUCAUUUUGAUUUAGCUAGCUAGUUUAAGAUCUAUCAUGAUCUGAGGAUAUUUUACCUGUGAUUGCUUGAGAGUUUAGGUUGGUUGAGGGGCAGUUCUAUGGGCGUAUGUGAAGCCCUCUGUGACAUGCUUGCGUGUAAAAAGGGCUAUACAAAUACAUUUGAUUCGAUUUGAUUGCAGAGACGUGGUACUGUAGUUCUCUCAAAGAAAUCUGAUCUUAGACAAUUCUCGCAAUCGAAUAAGAACAAGGCGCAACAGUGCACCCCAAAUCCCCAUAGUGGUCACAAAUGGUAGUAUUCAAUAUGGUUAAGACUAGCCAUAGAGAAUGAAUGGGAAAAGUUAAGGAAGUUAACAGUCUGCUAUGAAUAGUCUUAACUUUCUAUGGUUCUGGGAGCCGCUAUCGAAAUGCGGGAGAUUCCCGAAACUUCCGGGAGACUUGGGAUGUCUGCUUUUUUUAAGCCUGAUGAGUCUUUCUUAUGGAAGGAGGCUUCACGUGGCUUUGGGCCCAUAUGGGCAGUUAUGCUCAGCUCAUGGUUUUUACAGUCAAUGCUCACAACUAUUACCUCCAACGCCAACUGUUUGAUACCAAACACAACAGCGUUUCACGCGUUCGCAAAGAGAUAGACAGGCAAGAAUUUGGCCAAUGGUUGAUGCUUUUAUAAUAGACCAAUUGGUGUGCAAAAAGGUGGGACUUACAACAAGGGGUUAAAUCGAUGCAAAUAUGCGGGCACAUACAAUUAAAUGUUAUACCAGUUGCACAUCGUAUAACGCAACUAACGUCAAAUUUGAGUUAAUUUUAAAUACUGGCCAGACACUUUCUUAAGGUCCUUAUAAAAAGGACAUGUCCGGGAAAAAGGGGACGUAUGUCACCCUAUCUAUCUCUAGUCAAAUCAACACACGGUAGGAGCUCAACACAGCCACUUAGCCACCGGAUACUUCAUUCAACACAAUUGAAAACCACCGUCCAAAUCAUAGACUGUGGUCCUAACACGCGAGAGUGAGAUUUCUACGCUGCAGGCACAAGAAAAUGGAUUUAUUUGACGAUCUUCCAGAACCAUCGCAAAGCACAGGUCAAACAAGGAUUCAAUCACCGAAGGCAGAUGACAGGGGUUCUAAGAGGAAACUCGAGCCUUGCCAUAACGAGAAAGAGGUGGAAGAAAAGAAGUGGGAGGAAAAGAAAGUUUGUAAAGGACUACCAUCUCUGAAGGGGUAUUUUGCAGCAAGGAGAGGUGAAAGAGAUGAGAUGCAAGAUGCUCAUGUCCUCCUACCUGACAUUAACUCUUGCUUAUCUUCCCUGCCAGCACAAGUGUCUCGUGUUGCCUACUUUGCUGUGUUUGACGGCCAUGGCGGAGCUCGUGCCUCUCGCUUUGCUGCUGAGCAUCUCCAUCACACCCUUGCACUUAAAUUUCCUAAAGGAGUAACUGAAAACCUUGACAAACUGGUUAAGAAAUGUCUACUUGAUACCUUCCGGCAGACAGAUGAAGACUUUUUGAAAAAAGCUUCCAGCCAGAAGCCAGCCUGGAAAGACGGGACAACAGCCACCUGUGUGCUGGUGGUCAAUGAAAUGGUGUAUGUUGCGAACCUUGGGGACAGCAGGGCUGUGCUGUGCAGAAUGGAGCAGGAGGAGAAGAUCAAUGAAAAGAAGUGUGUGACUUUACCUCUUAGCAAGGAACACAACCCCACCAUCUAUGAGGAGCGCAUGAGGAUCCAACGUGCUGGGGGCACUGUCAGAGAUGGUCGGGUGCUUGGUGUGUUGGAAGUAUCCCGCUCCAUUGGCGAUGGCCAGUACAAGCGCUGUGGAGUAAUAUCCACACCAGACCUAAGGCGCUGUCAGCUCAACCCCAAUGACAGGUUUAUCCUUCUGGCAUGUGAUGGACUAUUCAAAGUAUUCUCUGCAGAGGAAGCUGUUCAAUAUGUCGUCAGUGUCUUGGAGGAUGGGACUGUGGAGAGAAAGGAGGGUCAGACAGAGGAGGAAAGCCACUAUGAAGCAGCUUGCCAGCGACUAGCUAAUGAAGCUGUGAGGAGGGGCUGUGCAGACAAUGUUACCGUUAUUUUGGUGUCUAUUGGUUUUUGAAAACAUCACCCUGACUCUUGUUCCUCAUGGUACAUCACAGGUUCUGCUCUGCUGAAUCUGCUCCAUGACUAUAUGAACAGAGAAAGUAUUCAUGUUAAAACUCUUAAAACAUGGAGGUGUUCUAAUCUCUAAAUGUGAACUGUUUAUUGACCAUCCUGCUCCCUAAUGAUUUGCCAUAUCAACCACUCUGAUUUGUGUCCAUGUUGUAAGUUUGCCUUUCUUAUUAAAACAUUGUCACCGAACUGC